This is a messenger RNA of Glycine soja, 1507 nucleotides long. RefSeq names its product 3-ketodihydrosphingosine reductase-like. The coding region runs from base 361 to 1164 and encodes 267 amino acids. NCBI's taxonomy places the organism in Eukaryota, Viridiplantae, Streptophyta, Magnoliopsida, Fabales, Fabaceae. The transcript has 5 exons. The record is from RefSeq and is a predicted model, not a curated record.
GUCACUGUACAAUUAUGUUACGUUGAGAGAGCAAGUACAGAAAGAAGGAGAGAGGGGAGAGAGAGUAGUACUCAUUGAGGAGAGGCUGGAGCCGAACUGGAGGGUAAACGAAUGCUUUUUGUAAGGGAGGCAAUGAUUCGGACAUGCCGAAGACAUCUCACCCCCUUCCUCCAAAACGCCAAUCUUCUCCUCUCCACUACUUAAAUAUCUCCCUCUUUCUAUAUUCCACCAACCACUUCUCAUUUUCCCACUAAUAACUCCUUGCUUUCGCUUCCAAUUCCCAAUUCCUCUUUAAUUCAUUCUGGAUUUCUAAUUUCUCGCCAUACACAUAAUUGUCUCAUAGACAUAACAAAGAGAGAGAUGCGAAGCAUGGCAAGCUCGGCUUCCUCGCGAGGCAUUGCAGCCAUCGUCGGUGUGGGCCCCAACCUUGGCCUCUCCAUCGCUCGCAAGUUCGCUCACGAAGGCUACACAGUUGCCAUCCUCGCGCGUGACUUGGGGAGGUUGUCAAGAUUUGCUGACGAAAUAGCGAGGGAAGAGAAGGCGCAGGUUUUUGCUAUAAGAAUAGACUGUUCCGAUUCAAGAAGCGUGAGAGAGGCAUUUGAAGGAGUUCUCUCUCUGGGGUUCGUGGAAAUUCUCGUCUACAAUGCUUACCAGCCAUUACCUUGGUACCCCACCUCCUUCCAAGACCUUCGCGUUGAUUCCUUCGAAAAAUCCCUCGCCAUUUCUUCCGUCGGUGCCUUCCACUGCGCUCAACAGGUGCUGUCGGGCAUGGUUGAAAGGGGAAAGGGAACGAUUCUCUUCACUGGCUGCUCCGCUUCUCUGAACGGCAUUGUUGGAUACUCUGAACUAUGCUGUGGGAAAUUCGCUUUGAGAGCACUAUCGCAAUGUUUGGCCAAGGAAUUUCAACCUCAGGGAGUGCACGUAGCUCAUGUUAUCAUUGACGGUGUCAUUGGCCCACCCAGAGGACCAAUGUUGACGACGACGUCAUCAUCGUCGCAGAGGAGAAAUUCAUUGGGGGAGCAAAGCAGUGGAGUAGUGGGAGGAGGUGAGGGUACUAUGGACCCGGACUCACUCGCUCAAACCUUCUGGCACUUGCACGUUCAGGACCGAAACGCUUGGACCCAGGAGAUGGAUCUUCGCUCACCCUCUGCUAGAUUCUUCUAGCUACUUCACUCCCUACCUCAAUUUAAUUAAAAAUGUCCCCAGCUCAAUUAUAUAUUUUUCACGCUAUUGUCAAAUCUCAAUCACUUCAUCCAUGAUGUCACGGCAUCAACCGUGAAUUCAAUGAUGUUUCCAAUCAACACUGUUGGGGCCUUGCCGGUGUGCUAAGCUAUGUGUAUGUACAAAGUGUUAUAUCAUACGUUGUGUUGUUAGUUUGGGUCAAUUAAGUCGUAAUUAUCACUGUUUUUCUUUUUAGAGAGAACGAAAAUGAUGUAUUUUAGUAUAUCAUAUGAAUAUCAAUAUCAUCCGUUUGUGUGUAUAAUUUAUUUAAUUUGGAUUUGGAUUA